UUUUAUAUUCUUUUUUGGGUUCAAGUAAUUCAGCUUCCAGAUUUUCUAUCACUUCAGCAAUUACCUGGAAGCUCCGUCCCUCCAGCAUUUUAUAAAUAGCAGUACCAAGCCUUACUGAUCAUCUCGCCAUUCCUCUCAAUAUCCAACUGUUUAACUUACCCAAAUAAAAAAAUCCAACUGUUUAAUUACCUGAACAUUCUCCAGAAAAUUUGAGUUGAGUGUAAAUGGAGUCACAAGGUGGCACGAGUAGCCUUCUUGGUGGGACGCCGUCGUGUUACCGGGGUGUUCGGAAGCGGAAAUGGGGCAAAUGGGUGUCGGAAAUUCGGGAGCCUGGAACGAAAACACGAAUCUGGUUGGGGAGUUUCGAGACAGCAGAAAUGGCAGCGGCAGCUUACGAUGUUGCAGCUUUAUUCUUCCGGGGGCGUGAAGCCCGCCUGAAUUUCCCGGAACUGGCCAGUUCUCUCCCCAGGCCGGCCAGCUCCAAUUCCGACGACAUCCGUAUGGCUGCCCACGAAGCUGCCAUACAAUUCAGAAGUAACAGAAAUAACACUGCCGCUAGUUCUGCGGAUUCGUCUCUAGGUUGUGGUAUGAAUAGUGUGGACUCAGAUGGGACCAACUCGGCUCCCAUCACUGUGAGACUGUCCCCGAGCCAAAUCCAGGCAAUAAAUGAGUCGCCAAUGGAUUCGCCGAAUGCAUGGUUGCAGAUGGAAGAAGAAUUAAUGUUACAGAAAUCCAUAAUGUUGUCCAAUGAGGUUGAAGAGAAUGAUGAGUGGAAUUGUGAUAUGCAAAGGGACUCCCUUUGGGACCCUUAGGUAACGUUUUCAACUAAAACACUUUAAUAAAUACAUUGAUUAUUAUUUAUAAAAUAUAAAAAAAAGUAUGAUUGUUGAAGAAUACUGACCCUAAUAUUAUCGAGUCAGUAUCAUGUUAUAUACAAAAUUGUUUUAGAUAUUAACUAUAUUUUACCAAUGUAUUGGCCUCAAAAGUGUGCGGUGUGAUUGUAUCUUUAUUUUAUUUUCUUUUUUAUUAAUUUAAUUGUCACUUGUUCUAUGUAUAAAUGUACUUCUCAAGUUGAACGAACGUCAAAGAUGGGAAUAACUUGUUGUUAUUUCAUUGGAUA
Molecule: messenger RNA, 1120 nt
Organism: Mangifera indica (mango)
Lineage: Eukaryota; Viridiplantae; Streptophyta; Magnoliopsida; Sapindales; Anacardiaceae
Product: ethylene-responsive transcription factor ERF021
Exons: 1
Coding region: 225-812 (195 amino acids)
Biological process (GO): regulation of DNA-templated transcription
Molecular function (GO): DNA binding; DNA-binding transcription factor activity
Source: RefSeq, a predicted model, not a curated record